UGUACUUAGAUUAAACGCGCGAGUAGUGUUUGUUAAAAUGUCUUCGUCAUCAUGGAACAUUUUUGAUUAUAUUAUUUACAAUAAUUUUUACUUCAAGGAUUUAUUUAUCGAUGCGCCAUAAAUCUCUGAUAGAAAAGUGCAAAGUCUAUUUAAAUUUUUUCAACAGUUGAAAACAAUUCAUAAAAUACUUUUGAUGUUAUUGCUUUUCAAGAUCGAAAGGUUCAAAGUUACGAGUUUCUUGCCGUGAAGUGAGUUUGAUUUACAACUAAAUAAAACAUAUUUUGUUCGGUGAAUUAUUGUACCCAAAUAUUUUUUUUUAACAAACGUCAGAAAACAUUGUUAUACAAUCUACCAUUUCCCCAUCUCAAGUAGCUGCAGGCUUAUUCUUAGCGGUAUCACCCAAGCGAUCAGCGUCAACGCACUUCAAGAAAGUAACUCGAAUUUUUAUCUCAAUAGGUAGUGUUUUCCAAUUAUUUACCGUUUUGAUAGUGGAGAUAGAGAGCAUAUAUAUUGAAGGAGUUUCUGCAACUGCACCAGGAUUGGAUGAUUUUUUAUGCUAUUGCUUCCAUUGCUGCUGUUUAAUGCUACAAUUUGAACAGCCUAGCCCAUUGUACCUUUAAAACCAAGAAACAGAUCUAGUCAUGGAUGCUGCUGGCUCUAGUGAAGUUACGACAUCGCAAUCAGUUGUUUUUCCGGAAACUUCCAAUACUCCUAGUUUACCUACAAAUUCGAUAUCACCAAGUAAAUCGUAUAAGUCAGUGGACUAUCACUGGUUUUAUGCGAUUGGUACAGAUGAUAAAACCUCUUGGAUGCCAUUUUCAACCACGGAUUCUCUUGCUUUAGAAGAUAAAUUCACUUCCAACGCUACACAUCAAGUGAUAUCAACAGACGGUGGUCGUUAUGACGUCGAUAUUCGCCAACGUCAAAAAAUACCAAUCUACUGGGAAGGAACAGUAUCUGAAGUUCGGCGAUGUUCUUGGUUUUUUAAAAAUACCGGCGAUAGACGGUACGUGCCUUAUGACGAAAUCAGUGCAACAAAACUGGAAGAAGAAUAUAAAAUUGCUUGCGAAACAAAUCGGUGGCAUAAAAAAGUGAUUUUAGCAAAUGGAGAUAUUUUACAAUUUCAUGCUUCUGAUGUCUUAGUACUGUUUUCGCCUGCAAGUUCACCCAAUCCGGUUAGACCAAGAGUUGUAAAACGAGGCAUAGAUGGAUUUGAUAUCCAACAAGGAGAACCUCACCAAGUGGAUCAUCUUUUAUUUAUGGUACAUGGAAUAGGAUCAGUGUGCGAUUUGAAAUGUAGGACUGUGGAAGAAGUUGUUGACGAAUUUCGUAACAUAGCUUUUCAACUCACCCAAUCCCAUUACAAAUCUGCUUGCGAACAAGGUGUUAUCAACAGAUUGGAGGUUUUGCCAAUAAGUUGGCAUGGGAAAUUGCAUUCUAAAGAGACUGGUGUAGAUGAGCAAUUGAAAAAAAUUACUUUAGAAAGCAUUCCAAAACUGCGUGAGUUUACCAAUGAUACAAUUUUGGACGUUUUGUUCUACACUAGUCCCUUAUAUUGUCAAACCAUCAUUUCUACAGUAGGCCUUGAAAUGAAUCGGGUUUACAAUUUAUUCAAACAAAGAAAUCCUACGUUUCAUGGAGGAGUUUCUCUAGGAGGUCAUAGUUUAGGAUCUUUAAUUCUUUUUGAUUUGUUGGCGAAUCAACAUCCUGAAGACACAGAACUUCCCAAUAAAGAUACUACUGCUCCAGAUGAAAAAAAACCUUCCAGAAGAAUCAGUUAUUUGAUGGAAUCUGUUGUUGCAGGACAGCACAAGAUUUCCUAUCCACAUUUAAUUUUUAAACCAGAUACUUUUUUCGCCGUUGGUAGUCCAAUUGGUAUGUUUGUUACCGUCAGAGGCCUGAACAAGCUUGGAGAAAAUUUUUCGCUGCCAACUUGCCCUGCCUUUUUCAAUAUUUUCCAUCCAUUCGACCCUGUGGCUUAUCGAAUUGAGGCUCUUGUCAAUCCAGAAUUGGCGAACCUAAAACCAGUGCUUAUUCCACAUCAUAAAGGCAGAAAAAGAAUGCAUUUAGAACUCAAAGAAACAAUGGCCAAAGUAGGCGCCGACUUAAAACAAAAAGUCUUUGGCUCAAUGAAGACUACAUGGGAUUCAUUUUAUCAGCUUGCAAUGUUUCAUAGGACCGGAGCUGAGGUGACAGAAGAAUUUGAAAAUGAAUGUGAAACUACCCUAGUAGAAGGAGACGAACAAAUAUUGGAACCCGAGCCAGUGCAAGAACAAACUGAUAUUCCAUUAGGACGGCUAAACAAGGGAAGGCGAAUUGAUUAUGUAUUGCAAGAAGGUCCGCUGGAGUUUUUUAAUGAAUACAUUUUUGCUUUGACGAGUCAUGUAUGUUACUGGGAAUCUGAAGAUACUGUUUUAUUGAUUCUUAAAGAGAUUUAUACAUCAAUGAAUAUUCAAACAGAUGAUAAGAUUCCUCAACAGAGUAUGACGAUAGAGAGACCUUUGAGCACAUAGGGAAUAUUAGGCUUUCUUUCUCGAAUUAGUGGAUUUUUGAGAAUAUGCUGGAUGAAAAUGCCUGGGAUUCUAAGAAUGUAUUAUAUUUGUACAAUAGUUAUUGAGUAAAUAGUUUUAUUGGUUGA
Messenger RNA from Ceutorhynchus assimilis (cabbage seed weevil), 2638 nucleotides. The record is from the annotation of a GenBank genome assembly. NCBI's taxonomy places the organism in Eukaryota, Metazoa, Arthropoda, Insecta, Coleoptera, Curculionidae.